Molecule: messenger RNA, 3547 nt
Organism: Tarenaya hassleriana
Lineage: Eukaryota; Viridiplantae; Streptophyta; Magnoliopsida; Brassicales; Cleomaceae
Product: protein SPA1-RELATED 3
Exons: 7
Coding region: 670-3246 (858 amino acids)
Biological process (GO): protein phosphorylation; photomorphogenesis
Molecular function (GO): ATP binding; protein binding; protein kinase activity
Source: RefSeq, a predicted model, not a curated record
GUAGGCCCAGAGGAGAUUUUCUGAGCAAUUGUUUAUCAUUUCACGCAUGACUUGUAUGUUUUUUUUAUUAAGGGGGAAAAUGUUGGGAAUUUAUGAGGCUGUGAGGCUCCGUGGAAGCUGUUUUUGCUUCUCAAGUGUUUUGCUGCUGUGUGGUUCUGCUUUGAGAUUGGAAGAUCAUUUCUUUGGUGCUUCAGGUUCCUCUUAUCUUCUCUCUCUUUUGCGCAUGUGAUGAGCGUUUGCUUCUAGACUCUUAGCGGUGGAGAAGCUCUCCUCGUGCGUCUCCAUUGAUCAAAGAUUGCAUUUUUUCCUCAUCAAUUUUGUAUUUUUCCGACUCGGGUCCUUUGAAUUCUCCAACUUUUUGUUUUGGGGGGUGAUCUCUAGCCUAGGGUUUUCCUAGGAUCCGUCCCUUGUGGUUUUCAGUGCUUUCGUGACUCAGGCGGGUUUGCAUUCCGAGAGUUCGCGUCUUGGUCGGGUCUGAAUCGUGACUGUCUGAAGAGAAAAAAAGGGUUGGGUUUUUCUUCGUGAUGUUGUGUUGUGGUGGUGAUGAAAUGAGCUGUUGAAUCCGACAUGGUUGCGGUCGGAGUGAUUGGGAAUUGGAGAAUCCGGAGGAGUCAUCGGUUACUUGGGUUUGUGUACGGCGGUUUCCGGCUAGCUUAUGGCGGAUGAUCAAUGGAGGGUACAUCAGAAUCUAAUUCUAGAGGCUUGAACACCUCUGGGGUUUCAGAUAGGAACACUGACUUCUCCCCCAUCGAGAGAAUCACUCGUUCGGCUGAUGCUUCGAGUGAUCACGAGGUCAGGAAGGAGUUUGACAAGUCUUUGUCCCAUGUCGAUUACGUCAGAAACCUGUUGGGUGCCCAGAAGGGUUUUGAAGAAGAAGAAUCUGGGCUUCGACAUUUCGUGAGAAGCUUGGAAUGGGGCGACGUCAGCCUGAGAGAGUGGCUGGACAAGCCUGAACGAUCUGUGGAUGUGUUCGAGUGUCUGCACAUUUUCAGACAAAUCGUGGAGAUUGUAAACGUGGCCCACUCCCAAGGCAUUGUCGUCCAGAAUGUCCGGCCGUCCUGCUUUGUCAUGUCUUCGUUUAACCACGUUUCGUUCAUCGAAUCGGCUUCCUGUUCGGAUUCCGGGUCUGAUUCGUUAGAAGACGGGCUUAACAGUCACAAGGAACCACGCGGUUUGCAUCAAGAGAUUGGUAGCUCGGCCAGAGAGGAUCUUCAAUCGCGCAACCUCGGUUGUCGUCUGAAUGCAUUGUCUCAGGCUAGUUUACGAGAAGAGAGACAAGACGAGCAACUAGAGGAUGAAAAGAAGCAAUCUUUUCCGAUGAAACAGAUACUGGCGAAGGAGACGAGCUGGUAUACGAGCCCGGAAGAGGAUAUAGACUCUCCUAGUACAUGUGCUUCUGAUGUCUACCGCCUCGGUGUUCUUCUUUUUGAGCUAUUCUGCCCGGUUCCCUCGAGAGAAGAGAAGUCGAGAACUAUGUCUAGCUUGAGACAUCGUGUUCUUCCGACUCAGUUGUUGCUCAAAUGGCCGAAAGAAGCUUCCUUUUGCUUGUGGCUACUGCAUCCCGACCCCAGUUGCCGGCCCACGAUGAGCGAGUUGCUCCAAAGCGAGUUUCUUAACGAACCAAGAGACGAUUUGGAAGAACGUGAAGCAGCGAUAGAGAUACGAGAUAGGAUCGAGGAACAGGAGUUACUGCUCGAGUUUUUGUUACUGAUUCAGCAAAGGAAACAAGAAUACGCGGAUAAAUUGCAGGACACGGUUUUACUUCUUUCAUCUGACGUCGAAGAAGUCGUGAAACAGCAAUCGAUUCUGAAGAAGAAAGGGACCUCGUCCCCGGGUUCCCGAAGGGAUGAUCAAUCUAAUUCCAGCCGUCAGCCGCUGCUGAACAUAACGGAACAGGAAGAUCCCUCGAUCUUGGUCUCGAGAAAACGGUUCAGACAAGGAAUUCAGACAAGUACAAUGGAUGAUGAGGAGUUGAAACUUGGGGAGAAUCGAGAGAGUACGCUUCUUCAAAGCUCCCGGCUGAUGAGAAAUUUCAAGAAACUGGAAUCCGUCUACUUCUUGACGAGAUACAGACAAAUCAAGGCGGCCGGGAAAUCAUUGUCUCGACAUUCGCCGGUAUGCAGUGACGGUAGAGGUUCGAUGGCUGUCUCGGAGAGAAGUUCGAUUAGUAACUUGGCAUCCAAAGAUGUAAGCAACGUUCCGAGACUAGGCGGGUGGAUCAACCCUUUCCUCGAGGGUUUGUGCAAAUACUUAUCUUUCAGUAAGCUAAGAGUGAAAGCGGAUUUGAAACAAGGAGACUUGUUGAACUCUUCCAACCUCGUUUGCUCGAUUGCGUUCGAUCGAGAUGGGGAGUUUUUCGCCACGGCCGGAGUCAACAAGAAAAUCAAGGUAUUCGAAUGCAACGCCAUUAUGAACGAUAGCCGGGAUAUUCACUAUCCAGUGGCAGAACUGGCAAGUCGGUCGAAGUUAAGCGGUAUAUGCUGGAAUUCCUACAUAAAAAGCCAAGUAGCGUCUUGUAACUUCGAAGGCGUGGUUCAGGUAUGGGAUGUUUCAAGAAGCCAGUUGAUUACGGAAAUGAGAGAGCACGAGAAGCGGGUUUGGUCCAUCGAUAUCUCGUCAGCAGAUCCGACGUUGCUGGCCAGUGGGAGCGACGACGGAACUGUCAAGCUAUGGAGUAUCAAUCAGGGGACGAGUAUCGGAACAAUCAAGACGAAGGCUAACAUAUGUUGCGUCCAGUUCCCGUCGGAUUCAGGACGGAAUCUAGCAUUCGGGUCGGCAGAUCACAAAGUGUAUUACUACGAUCUACGGAACCCGAAAAUCCCGCUGUGCACGAUGAUCGGACACAGCAAGACAGUGAGUUACGUCAGGUUUCUGGAUUCGAAAACGGUCGUGUCUUCGUCCACGGACAACACCUUGAAGCUAUGGGACGUAUCCAUGGCCGCAUCAGGUGUUAACAAAGCUCCUCUUCACUCAUUCAUGGGCCAUACCAAUGUAAAGAACUUCGUAGGGCUGUCGGUUUCUGAUGGGUACAUAGCCACAGGAUCUGAGACCAACGAGGUUUACGUGUACCACAAGGCAUUUCCAAUGGCGGUAACGUCGUUCAUGUUCAGCAGCACAGAUCCGGUGUCGGGGAUAGAGGUUGAAGACAGUUCCCAGUUCAUAUCUUCAGUUUGCUGGAGAGGACAGUCUUCCACUGUGGUCGCUGCCAACUCCACCGGCAACAUCAAGAUCCUCGAGAUGGUCUGAACAUAUAUAUAUAUAUAUACACACAGAUAUAUAUAUCAUAUCCGUCGGGUUCAGGGGUAAAAGCGUAAUUUCGUUUCUGCGGGUACAGGAGGAGGGAGCCAUAUAUUUUUUUUUGGGGUAGAAGAAGAAUAGAAGUGGAAAACUUUGUUGUUGGUUGCUGGGAAACGAAACUGUGAAUAAAAAUUUACUGUGAAAACGGAAGAGAGAGAAGGAAGGGUUUUCUUGUUGUUGUAUAUUUCUGUCUAUACCGUCACAGAUAUGCCAUUUUUUUUAAUGCCAAUAUCAAAUAUUUCAUUUUACA